AUGAGCGGCGACGGCGACAGGGACGCCUUCUUCCACUGCCUCGACCGCGUGCCGUCCGGCCUGCACCUCGACGCCGACUUCCCCUCUGAUGAGGACGACGAUGACGAGGACGACGUCCGCGUCUCCUUCGCCUCUGCCAUGGGCGACCACAACUUCCAGAGCUUUCGCAGGUACCAUGCGGCGGUGCUGGAGGAGGAUGAAGAGGAAGAGGAGGCGGAGGACCCGUCCAAGUACGACAUGUGGAUGUCCGACGAGCCCAUGUCCAUCCAGGAGCGCCGGCGCCGCCUGCACCAGGGGCUCGGGAUCGCCAGCAGCCGGGACCUCGCGCUGCGGCGGCACAGCAUGAAGAAGCGCCCGGCCGAUGUACCCCGGAGCAUGUCGAGGCUACUGCCGCCGCCAUCACCAACGCUGCCCACCGCCUCAGCAGAUGUGCCAAGCACUGCGGCAACUCCGGCGUCGAAGGUUGCUGCCGCGGCGCAGCCAGUGAAGGCCAUUACGAGGCGCCGGUCAGACAGCUACCUUGCCGUGCGAGAAGGCGUGUCCGGCUCGGGGAAGCCACCGUCCCAGCCUUUGCGUCGUGUUUGUUCCUUGCCGGCUCGGCAUGACGCCCGCGACAGCGCGCCUAACGGGAAGGCUCAAGCUGUGGUUACACGUGAGUUGCCCGUCGUGCCCCUGCCGGCAGCGCCAGCGGAUAAAGAUCGCAAAGGAAACGGUGACGGCAGGAACGGCGAUGACGGGAGCAAGAACCAGGGCAGCAGCGACAAGGAGGUGGCCGUCGUCGCCGCACCAAAGGACGUUCCGUCGAACACCCAGAUCGGCGUUCAGAUGGGGCUGGAGGAGUUCGAGAAGUUCAUCGGCAACACCCCUAUCAUGAAGCACCUCAUGCGCCGCGGCCAGAGCCAGCACCAACCCGCGCCACCGCCCGCCGGAGUGCCGCCCAAGGCCGACAAGUCCGCUGGCAAGAAGAAGGGCGGCUGGCUCAAGAACAUCAAGUCCGUCGCCAUCGGCUUCAUGCAGGACAAGGACACCAACGCCAAGUCGGCCGCGUCCACGGUGGGUUCCGUGGCCAAGUCGGCCACCACCAAUGCCACCGCCGGGGCGCCACCGGCCUCGUCAUCCGAGAGGCUCAAGGUGCACCAGUACGGCAAGUCGAGCAAGGAGCUCACAGGACUCUACAUGUGCCAGGAGAUCCAGGCGCACGAGGGAUCCAUAUGGAGCAUCAAGUUCAGCGCGGACGGGCGGCGGCUGGCAAGCGCCGGCGAGGACCACGUGGUGCGCGUGUGGCAAGUCGUGGAGACCAGCGCCCCGCCGAGCUCCUUGGUGCAGGACGGUUCCGGCCCCGUGCCCCCACCGCCCCACGGCACGGCGGACGGGUCGUCGACGCCGGGGCUGGCCCAGAUGUCCAAGAAGUCGGCCAAGGGAAAGAGUGGCAGAGACGCGCUCCCCGAGCACCUCGUCGUUCCCGACAAGGUGUUUGCGCUCGCCGAGCAGCCGGCGUGCGUCCUCGAGGGCCACAAGGACGACGUGCUCGACCUCACCUGGUCCAAGUCCGAUCAGCUGCUGUCGUCGUCGAUGGACAAGACGGUGCGGCUGUGGGACACGGCGAGCAAGGCGUGCCUCAAGACGUUCGCGCACAACGAUUACGUGACCUGCAUCCAGUUCAACCCGGUGGACGACCGGUACUUCAUCAGCGGGUCGCUGGACGCCAAGGUGCGCCUGUGGAGCAUCCCUGACCGGCAGGUCGUCGACUGGACCGACCUCAACGAGAUGGUCACCGCAGCCUCCUACACCCCUGAUGGCCAGGGCGCGAUCAUCGGCUCGCAUAAAGGGAGCUGUCGGUUCUACAAGACAACAGGCUGCAAGCUUAGCCAGGAGGCGCAGAUCGAUAUCCAGACCAAAAAGCGCAAGUCGCAAGCGAAGAAGAUAACCGGGUUCCAGUUUGCUCCGGGGAACCUCUCCGAGGUGCUGGUCACCUCUGCCGACUCGCAGAUCCGCGUCUUCGACGGCGUCACCAUGGUCCAAAAGUUCAGAGGUUUCAAGAACACGAGCAGCCAGAUCUCGGCUGCCUACACCUCCGACGGUCGGUACGCCGUGUGCGCGAGCGAGGACUCGCACGUCUACCUCUGGAGGUCCACCCGGGUCGCGCCCACCGCGGCGGCCAUGGGCAUCGGCAUGAAGGCCAAGACGUGGUGCACCACUCGCUCCUACGAGAACUUCUACUCCAAGGACGUCUCGGCCGCCGUCCCAUGGCCACACACGCCGUCCCAGCCGAGCGCCAGCGACAGCCCGUCGUCGCGUGACAAGCAGCAGCAGCAGCAGCAGCAGCAGCAGGGCGCGUCCUGCAACGAGGAGUCGUGCAGCAUGGCGAGCCACGCCACCACCAAGCCGGAGGGAGGAAGAAGCGGCGAGCUGAGCAGCUCCGGGGCGCCGUUGACGCACUCCGGCGAGCUGAACAACUCGUCGCGGCACGGUGGCGGCAAGGGCGCCGACAGCGGCAACGCGUGGGGUCUGGUGGUGGUGACGGCGAGCUUGGGCGGGGAGAUCAGGGUGUACCAGAACUUUGGGAUGCCGUUCAGGAUCAGAGGCCAGGGCAACCUCUUCUACUGAUUGUUAGCUCGAGAUUUCAGAGGAUUGUCGCAAAGGAGCUCUACUAAUCAUAAGAACAAGAUCAUUUUGAUCAUUAGCGACUUCUUUUUUUUCUAACGAUUAUGUGUACAUUUGCAACGCAAUUGAGCUUAGGAGAGGUGGCAU
Messenger RNA from Phragmites australis (common reed), 2751 nucleotides. RefSeq lists its product as uncharacterized. The coding region runs from base 1 to 2607 and encodes 868 amino acids. The transcript is spliced from 8 exons. Lineage: Eukaryota; Viridiplantae; Streptophyta; Magnoliopsida; Poales; Poaceae. Gene Ontology annotation, molecular function: protein binding. The record is from RefSeq and is a predicted model, not a curated record.